GCACCUAUUGCUUUACCAGCAGGAAGUAGGACGUGGUUUGGGGCUUUUUAUUCUCGGCCUCACUAGCCCUUUCGAUACUUCAGGGCCUCGUCUCAGUCUGACAAGGCAAGCAAGCAGCAGCUUCCUGUGCAAAGGUGAGAGGGAGAAGACAGAGACCACGCACGUACGAGAGGAACGGCUCUGCAGCAGAACUGCUGGGCUGGAAGCACCUCUCCUCUCAUGCCAGCAGCACUGGCUGACACCUGGACAUGCAUUGAACUAGGAUAUCCACCUCCCUCCCUGUUGCUUUUCCCCCUCCCUGUUCCCCUCUCUGUUUGGCGUCCAGCACCUGCUUCCAUCCAACCCCACAACCUGGUCCUUGGGGACUCCAUCUGGAUCGCCGGGUGCCUGGAGCUGGAAGCGUGUCACCAGUACAGAUGAAGCCCUCUCUGCUGCUUCUGUGUUACCUCUGGCUGUUCAGCUUCAUGCCUCCCUCAUGGACAUCAGACUCAGCACAAGGCACCUCCAGCCUAACUUGCUGGUAUGACUCACGAGCAGCUCUCUUUUGUGACUGGAACCCAGGCAGGGACCUGGUUGAAGCACCAUGCCAGCUGGAGAUUUUAUCAAAGUUAGCUUUUUGUGACAGGUUAUUUCCCUUUCCUGAAAAAUUCAAGGAGCACUGUGAAUUGCCCAAGGCAGAACACAUGACAGGACUGAGGAGAUGCAUCAAGACCUUCGGCAAAAACAGUAAUUCUCAGUGCUUCACCACUGCAGAUCGUCUUACCAUGUCUGUCCAUUGCCAGAUUGGAGAGAAUAGGUCUAUGCCUGCGCAAAUAGAAGAUUUCAAUCCGCUUGCAAAUAUAAAGCUGAGGCCUCCAGGAAAUCUUCAGCUGGUUAACAAAACUGAAAACAUGUACAACUUAACGUGGAGCCUGGAUAUUUCCUCUCACUAUUUGGAUGGGGAGCGGGAAUACCAAGUGCGGUAUCGAACCACGAGUCAGUCCUGGGAGGAGGCCAGGAACUUCACCAUUGUGCAGGACCAGAUGUGGGUGGUGUUUGAGAGCCUCUCACCCAACUUGAAAUAUGAGGCAGCUGUGCGUGCAAGGCCAAGUGCUUCAAGUACCUACAAAGGCGUGUGGAGCGACUGGAGCAAGACAAUACUGUGGAGGACACAUGCUGACCAAACAUCCCAGCCUUUCCUGCCAGCAAUUAUAGUGAGCACUUGCAUCUUCGUGAUCAUUGGGACUGCCUGCCUUAUUAACUUACGGACCCUGAAAUGGUUUAAGAAAGUCCUGAAGAUUCACAUCCCAGACCCUGAGAAGUUCUUUCCCCCACUUGUUUCAGUUCACGGAGGUGACAUUCAGAAAUGGCUCUCCUCCCCAUUCUCCACAUCUUCCUACUGUGUGAACAGCAUAACCCCAGACAUCUCCAUGCUUGAGGUAAUGCAGAAGAAUGACCAGGAUUCCCAGUCUCUACUUUCCAAGGGCACCCUGACUCCUGACCCUCCCUUAGAAACCAGUGGGCACUCUGUAUCCAGCUGCUUCACCAACCAAGGCUACUUCUUCUUCCACCUUCCCAACUCCUUUGAGAUUGAACCCUGUCAGGUCUACUUCACCUAUGAGCCUUUCACCCAAGAGGGCAGUGGCACAGAGGACAGCGAGUCUUACCAUGGUCUCCCCUCCCCAGAUCUCUGCACACUGGCAGAGAACAUGCCUAUGUUGUCACACAACUUCUUUCACUGCAUCAAGGAAGCUUGGGGCUUCCAAAACAGCUCCUUUGUGGGAGAGGCAGAAGGUGAAGCUCAGCAUGCCAUGGCUAUUUCUGGGGCACUCCAGUCAAGUGAAGGCACCUCACCACCAAUGGUUCUGAAAAAGGAUGAGAAGAUGAUGGACAAGGUAGCUUUACAACCUGCUGAGGCUCUGUGCCAGCUGGAGACUGAAUUUCCUGACCCACUGGACCUGCUUGACAGCAAUACUACCGAUGUAACAGAGGGGAGUGGGAAGGCAGGCCCUCCAACUGACCCCUGUACGCCAGCAGCACACGCUACCUCUUCUUUCUCUCAGCCUCCACCUCUAAGGCAAAGCCAGGAUGAGGAUCCAUGCAGAACAGCUUUCUCCAACCAAGUCCCAAACACUGGUGCCUACCUUUCUCUGAGGGACCUCCAAAGCCAGUACAGCCAUUGCUCUGUCUAGGAUCUGCCUGGAGGAAACCCACAGGUGGGAAAGGUCUUCUCUGCAGGGAAGGCUAGACGGACCGUUUUUCUGUUCAGGACACGAAUGUGACUUCAGCAUCAAACCCAUUGGGACUGUUCUUUAAUGAGGCUGGAGACCACAGUUACCCUAGAGAGCUGCAAAACCAGAAAAGGGAUAGGAUAGACAAGGUGGAAAUUCAUGGAUGGCUACACAGAUAGCACUAGUUCCCAAGGUAAGGCAUUAGUGAAACAGAUCACUGGAAAUGAGAGGGCAUUUUGCAUGGAGAAUUGGGCUAGUGGACAGUAAAGCAACACAGAUAGACACAUUAAAGCUGUUCAGUGGCCACACAGCUAAUGGAGAUGUAGAAGCCUGAUUCUUUGCUGUACAGGCCAACAGGGACUCACCUUCAUAACUGAACCUGUUUCUCUGCUAUUACUGGAUCCUAUGGCACAGAAACCCCUUCCCACAAUGCUCAAGUGCCAUCCCAAACCUCACCAGCUUGUUUUUUCCUUCCCAGUUCCUAGUGGAUGCUGUGCCAGCACUUUCAUGCUCUGCAUCUUGGUGUAAAGUAGCACUCAGCUUUAAGGCCGAGCAGGGAGAUGGUCUGUUUGCCUCAUCCCAGCUUAAAAGCCUCUAAUGGGAGAGAGUCCUGAAGAGGUAGACAUGAGAUUUUGUGCAGGGGACAGUAGCACUGCCAGUCAGUGCUGCGGCUGGUGAUGAAAUAGAUGAAGACAUCUCCUCCUGAUUGACCAAGGGUGUUUUUUCCUGUGAUGUCCCCACUUCAGGUUUUAAUCAGAGAUUACAUUCUGAGCUACUCAGUCCAGCUUCAGACUCGAGUCUGUAAGGUCAGCUCAGAGCUACAACUGUCAGCUGUCUAAGCAGUGCAGUGUAAAAAGAAAUCCCCAUUACUGGGUUAAAAAUAGUGGGGAAAUCCCCUCCCUCCCCCUUCUUUCCCCCAGGUCUGAUGAUGGCAGUAAAAAGAACGCACACAAUUUCCCAUUCUUGCUGCAAUAUUUUUCAUGAAAUUGAAAACCUGUCUGCCCUACUGGCAAAAUAGUUAUUUGACUAUGGUAACCUAUUGCAGAAUAGUUCAUCCCACAUCCUGUAUUAGUGGAAAACAUCGCAACGGUGCUGCCUAUUCCUUCCAUUGCUCAAGGGAAACCAUUGCCUAAUUAGCAGCAAAGAUGUGGUGAAUGAGCCCAGAAAACUAACCCACGAAUCAGCACUCUUGAUGAAAAGAAAAUCUCAAUCCCCUCACAAAGAAUGGGGAUAGUAAAGACUACUUCCCCUCCCCCCCCCCCCUCCAUUUGCCAAUCUGGGUUGAGAAAAAGCAGCACAUCUCAGAAGAAAAGUGGCAAGGCAAAGGAAGACAAGCUGUUCUGGUUACAUCCAUCCCUGCAUUUGACAUUUGUACUGUCUGUCUGCUUUCCUGCCAUAUUUCGGGACUAUUCAGAAGUGGGAAAAUACCAGCCCUGUGCUAAAGAUUUUUCUUCUAAGGGUUUUUAUAUCAAAAAGGUCAAGGAUGUUGACCUUGUUGGUACUUCUGUCAUCCCUGUGAGUAUCACCCAGAACUAAUUCUUCCCUGCCGCUGUCUGUACAAGUGUCAGACUUCCCCUUUGUCCUGGUCCCACACUGUUACCUGACCUUGCAUUGCGCAGCCUGAAUGCCAUUAUGAAUCCCGGCUAUGGGGUCACCCUCUGGCUUGUAUUUCACCUCAAAAAAGCUGCUGAAAGUAGUUGAGCCUGCCUGCAGCUGAGAGGGCUGGGGGAGCUAUACCUCUCCUCUCAUCAGCUUCUUCACCACCUGCAUCAAGAUGUGGACUGCUCCAUUGUCUCCAGGAGUCCACAGGUGAAGACCCUACAGCUUCCCAGAUAAGGAAGCACAAGGCUUGCCCAGCUGUUUAUUAUAUUUUGAGAAUCUUCCCAGAUGGACUUAAAAAAGAGACACCGAAUCCCUGAUGGGCAAUUUGCUAUCUUACACAGGCCAAGGAUCCUUGUUGUACUGAUGGUUAUCCUGUCCCAGUGUAGAUCUUCAUGAGCUUUUCAAUUAUCCUUGCUGCUAACAUGAAUACAAAAGAAAAACUUUGCCUCUUUGUAAAUAAAAGACAUAUUAAAGAA
Falco peregrinus (peregrine falcon) is the source of this 4288-nucleotide messenger RNA. It is a transcript of the gene IL2RB, whose product is annotated as interleukin 2 receptor subunit beta. The record is from RefSeq and is a predicted model, not a curated record. The transcript is spliced from 10 exons. Gene Ontology annotation, biological process: immunoglobulin mediated immune response; cytokine-mediated signaling pathway. Gene Ontology annotation, molecular function: protein binding; cytokine receptor activity. Bases 417 to 2171 code for a protein of 584 amino acids. Gene Ontology annotation, cellular component: external side of plasma membrane; membrane. NCBI's taxonomy places the organism in Eukaryota, Metazoa, Chordata, Aves, Falconiformes, Falconidae.